ACUUUUAUUAUGAUUGAUGUUUGUUUUGUUGUGAAUCCUCCAAUCAUCAAUCAUUGAACUAAGCCUAAUCUAGACUGGGUUCUGCUUCCCCGUUAACCGGAAUACCUCAAGACUUGGUAAACAAUUGAAAUCAACCUUUCAAAAUACAUAUCACGACAAAGGACGACAACAGGAACGACUCGCUCUCCUUUCAAUCGGUAAGUAUCCAUAUCCCAGAAGCAGAUUGGCAUCAGAGUAUUAGGAGUCCAUAGAGGCAAAUAGUCAAGUCAAGAAAGGGUACACAUCGCAAAAUAAACAAAGCCCCAGCCACUUUUUCCGAUCAUUUUCUUCGACUUCACGAACAACAACCUCGCAUGGAAGUAAUGGGUGAGUAAUGAUGCCCGUCUCUAAUAUACGACGCGCUGCGGUGCGCGAAUUCUUCAAAUGCGUUUAUAGAUUCUAACUACUUUAACAUAUUGAAGAUCAACAACCAUCCGGCGAAAAAAUUCCUGUCAAACGAUCUAGAUCCAACACCGCGAUGUCCUCCAAACCACGCAAACGUCCUCAAUCUCGAGCUUCCACAACUAGUAUUCAUAGCGGACUUGCACAGCCAGUAUUGGAUCAGCAGUAUAUGGACCCGGCACCACAGUGGUAUGAGCACAACUCCAAUCCACAACAUAACAAUAUUCCUCAAUUGUCAGCCGAAGAAAUGGUUAUGCAUAGUGCUUCGCAACUACAAAAUCCCCGACCUUAUGAUAUGGAGCAUUCCCUCAAUGGCGUCUCGAAUCACAACAUGCAAUCUUAUCAUUCGGAAGUGCAAUAUAGACCUGAAAACGGACGUCAAUCUAUACCAAUGGAUAAUUAUGCUCAAAAUUAUGGAGAGGGUGACAGUCAAGUCUUAGAAGGUCGCAGUGAUGAGCAAGAUGAGGUAGACUCCGUAGCAGGGACAACUGGAACAACAAAGAAGGCCUCGAGAUCAAGCGCCGCCAAUGAGUUGGAAAUGAGACAGUUAUUCCACUCAAAUAAACACCGCACCUUACCAGAAGUUGCUGCGGAACUUCUGUUAAAUGAAAGAGGACCACAGUCGGAAAGACAGAGACAAGUAUUUGCUAUGCUCUGGUAUGUCCAUCAUGUUAUAUAGCUUGGAUCACACUAACAAAUUCCUUAUAGGAUCAACAAAGUCUGCGAUAAAGGUACAGGCUCCGUUCCAAGAGGUCGUGUCUACGCAAACUAUGUUUCAAGAUGCGGCACAGAGAAGGUAACGGUCUUGAAUCCUGCUUCUUUCGGCAAACUCGUUCGUGUGCUUUUUCCGGGAUUAAAAACUCGGAGACUUGGUAUGCGCGGAGAGUCAAAGUAUCACUACGUCAACUUCAGUCUCAAGGAUGACCAGCCACAAUUGCAUGAGACUCAAACUCAGCAACCCAUCACAAACUUCAACGAUGCGAAUUUUGCGCAAAGCUUUAAGUAUGUUAAUCACCAUCUCCUAUGUAAAUUUAUUGCCAAUAUUGAUCAAGCAGUCAAAGCAUGACAUCGCAAAUUCAGUACCCCGUGGAUAAAUAUCCGAUCGAUAGAGCUCCUUUUCCAUCGCCCGCAAUUGCUCAAGAACCCGAGCAACGCAAACAACGAUCGGGAGGAUUCAUUAGACCUCACAGUCUCUACGCCCACCCAGUGGUCGCGAAGCUUGCAGAUCUCGAAUGCACAACAAAGACACCUCAAGUCCUUCAUUUUGCGCCUUUAGGAGAGCCUUCUUUGCAAGAAUAUGGAGCUAUUUUACUCCCCAAAAUCCAGCCAUAUUUGCCGCCGGGCACGGAUUCAGAUUCAGCACUUGCAUUAUCUGCACUUUAUCGCUCUCAUUGCACUUCCCUCGUUGAACAAGUUCGUUUCUGUAAAGAGAAAACAUUCUUCCAUCUUUUCACGGCUUUUCAAGGCACUCUAACGAUGCCCGUGCAAAAAUUGUUUGCCGAUAAAGCCCUCGCGCCAUGGAUUAACCAGUGCGAUAUUAUUAUGUAUCAAAGUAUGAUGCGUGUCGUGGCACCUCUGACACUUCAAGUUGUGCCUAAAGUAGUUUUGGAUACUUUACGCAACAUUUCCGACCGUCUAGUUACACAUAUUCAAAACUCAUUCCACGAUCAACCGGCACAUGUUAUUGAGGCGAAGGUCGGACCAGCUACAACUUUUGCUAGUCUUUUGGACAAAGAAUUAAGAGUUAAUCUAACUGCUCAUGCUGCAGCAAACAUGCUGUCCAAUCCUUUCAAUCGUGAUUCAAUGUACGAGGACUUUAUAACCAUGGUCAACAUAAGAAAGGUUGCGGAAAGCGUGCCUACGAGAGGGAUGGAUGACGUGGUCAAUCUGUUGAUAACGGAACUACGUGAUCUUCUCGAUCCUAGCGAGGUAUCGUGGGCGAUAGAAGGACAAACCCCUUUUGGAGAAAUGGUUGCGCGCAUGGGCCGUCAACGACAAGCGAGCGUCCAUGCCGACCCAACUACGGAAAAUGUUCUCGAUCGUUGGGUAAACAUGCUUCUCUCGCUACCUGCCAAAUUUCCGUAUGCUACACACGCAGAAAUCGUUUGGUGUGUCCAAAAAAUUGGCACAGCUGUGAUGAGAGAUCUUACUAUCGCCCAAGGUAAAAGCUUUGGUGCUUGGUGGGUAACUAAAUGUUGGUUAGACGAGAUGAUUGCAUUCAUGGCAGAGCAAGGAGGUUUUAUGCAGCGAGAACUCAGUCAAGGAACGAUGGGGGAUAUGCCUCAGAACCCAUCAUCGAGUCGAAGAAACAGUCAGCCAGAAGGUCGAUACAGUAGUGGGAAUGAUGAGUUCCUUGGGCGUGGGGCGAACGGUGAGCGGAACGUCUCAGGUCCUCGGCCAAUGGAUCUUGCAAGAGAGGCUGCAAUGAAUGCAGCUGCUGGUCAUGAUGAUAGUGGGAUUGGAAUGAGGACGCCUGAAGAUGAAUUUUCAAUGGGGAAAUAUGAAUUCGUCCAAGAUGAUGGGCAUACAUCGAUGGAAUCUAAUUCUCUUCAUGCUAUAUCACAAGGAUCCAUGUCUUGAGUUUUUGGAAGAAACUCUACGUAUUGGGUAAUUGGGUCAAAGGCGAGGCGUAAUGGAUGGUCAAGGGUUUGGAGUUGGAUAAUGCGACAGGGAAGGACGAUUUUUUAACGACCAACGAUUAUACGAAUGGCUGUAGAAUGGAUGGAUACCUAAGGUGUAAAAUUGGGAUGGUCUUGAUUAUCUUACUCGGGCGGCUUGAGUAUGUGUUCGCUGAUUUAUUGAAGAUUUUGGCUCAGCGCCAUUGGAGUAUCGGGUUGGAUGGCGUUUCCCGUGUGAAGGGUAGCUCUACUGUUAUAAUUAUCUAUAACGGGGAGUAAUGGUGAUAAGAAUGGAAACGCACAAAAUUUAGUUUCCAUAUAUGAUUCAAUACUGCUCAACCUGUUCUUCAAAGCUUUUCUUGUG
Sclerotinia trifoliorum is the source of this 3423-nucleotide messenger RNA. Lineage: Eukaryota; Fungi; Ascomycota; Leotiomycetes; Helotiales; Sclerotiniaceae. The record is from the annotation of a GenBank genome assembly.